Molecule: messenger RNA, 387 nt
Organism: Meleagris gallopavo (turkey)
Lineage: Eukaryota; Metazoa; Chordata; Aves; Galliformes; Phasianidae
Source: RefSeq, a predicted model, not a curated record
CACGGGGAUGGGGACGGGGAAGCGCAGGCCGGUCCCGGCCCCUCGGAUAUGGCGCGGGCUGGAGCCAACGAAUCGCUGUCAGUGGGUGCGGAGCGACGCAUCGUGGCAGCGGAUCUGACGGCGUCGUCGGCGCGCAUCCGCUGGCUGCCGCAGCGCCACGUCCCUGGGCUGCGCAUGUUCCAGAUCCAGUACAACAGCUCCAUCGACGACUCGCUCGUUUACAGGCUGCUGCCCCCGUCCAGCCGGAGCUUCGUGCUGCGGGAUUUGGCCGCUGGCCGCGAAUACGACCUCUGCGUCUCCGCGCUCUACGCCGAAGGCACCGCGGCGCCGCCCGCAUCCCGGGCUCUGGGCUGCGUCCGCUUCCGGCACAGUCACAAAUCCAGUUAG